AAAGAAAAGUAGGCAACUUUAAGUCAUGGACAUUUAAACGAUGCCGUUAGGUCCCGUAACGUGUGGUUGGUUAGGGCUUGGAGGGCCCGUCUUCAACCAUUUUCUGAUUGUCACAAGCUAAAAACCCAAGCAGCUGCUCGGAGGGAUUUUUUACAUUUAUUCUGCGCCGAAACAAUAGGAAAAUCCCAAUCCCUUUUCUGUAUAUUUUCUUUGGGGGCAGAAAGGCAGAAACUUGUUUGUUCUCUUGAAGAUUAAGCAUGCCAUUUGAGGACUCGAAGUCAGUGAAAAAGGAGGAACCCGAAGAGGAUAAUGAGGACCUCAAAAGCCUGAGUUGGAUGGGGGAGAAUCGUAAGAAGAAACCAUCGAGUAAUAGCAACAAUGCUGCUAUUUCUAACUCAAAAUUGCAUCCCAAAUAAGCCAAAGUGAAGAAAGAAGAGCCGAUAGAGACUGAUGAUGAAGACGAAAAACCCAUCUCUAAAAGGAGCUCCGCUACUAAAGCGACAAAGCCCAAGAAGGAAGAGAGCGACGAUGAAGACGAAAAACCAAUCUCCAAAAGGAGCUCCGCUACUAAAGCAGAUAAGGAAAAAGAAAUGAAGAAAAAGAAGAAAAAGGGGGAAGAAAAGAAAGCGGCUGCUGAGAAGGAAGUGAAGCGGGAGAAGAAGGUUUAUGAUUUGCCCGGUCAGAAGAGGGAUCCUCCUGAGGAGAGGGAUCCACUGCGGAUAUUUUAUGAAACAAUGUACCAGCAAAUUCCCCAUAGUGAAAUGGCACAAUUCUGGUCAAAAGAGUUGCAGCUGGCUUGUUGCAUUCAACAUGCAUUGAUGAUCUUAAUUUGUCUAGGUAUUGCAGAAACUGGGUCUUUGUUUGUGUUUGGGGAUAAAGUGGUAGCUAAUCUUGGAUUUGGGGAGGCCAAGAAUGCAACCAUGCCAUCCAUGAUCAAUACAUUGCCAUAUUCAGAAGAAGUUGCAUGUGGUGGCUACCACACUUGUGUUGUAACAAUGCUUGAAAAUUAAGUGCAAGUUGAUGUGAAUGAUGAUGUCCUGGAGAUCAUAUGGGAAGAUAAUAAUUAAAACAUGGAGGUUAAAAGGAUGAUAAGGAGAAGGAAGAGUUGGACUUUAAGGGUAAAAAUGUGUCAAAUCUAGUGAGACAGGUGACCGAGAUUCCGUUUAACAAUUUUUUUUAUUGCUGGAACAAGUCUUAACCAAGAUCAAGAUCAAAGUACUUCACUAAGUUAUAUAUACAGGCAUUGCAAUGAGAGGUGAUGAUGAUUUGGCAUUAUAUUCUCACCAGGAUGAAUUUUGUUUUAGAAAUUGUAAUACUUUGUGUGUCUCUGUGUAUGUGUGUGUUUUUUAUGUAUUAAAUUACAUAUUGAAUCAAUGUUUAUGUAUUAAAUUUAAAUUCAUUAAUUUUUAUAUUUAGUUUUGAAGUUUAAAUUUUAAUGGAAAA
Gossypium arboreum is the source of this 1443-nucleotide messenger RNA. Its product is annotated as ultraviolet-B receptor UVR8-like. The record is from RefSeq and is a predicted model, not a curated record. Bases 591 to 1010 code for a protein of 139 amino acids. NCBI's taxonomy places the organism in Eukaryota, Viridiplantae, Streptophyta, Magnoliopsida, Malvales, Malvaceae. The transcript has 8 exons.